Varanus komodoensis (Komodo dragon) is the source of this 3853-nucleotide messenger RNA. RefSeq names its product transmembrane protein 245 (gene TMEM245). The transcript is spliced from 18 exons. The coding region runs from base 86 to 2644 and encodes 852 amino acids. NCBI's taxonomy places the organism in Eukaryota, Metazoa, Chordata, Lepidosauria, Squamata, Varanidae. The record is from RefSeq and is a predicted model, not a curated record.
UCCUUGGUUUGGCGCGGUUCUCUUCCUUGAGAAGGAUCUGAGGGAUUGUUGGCGGUGCAAGCAGCAUCAGCAGGUCGGCUAAGAUAUGGCCGAGAGCGGGGACGGCCGUUCCUCCUCAGACCCUCUCUCCGAGCCGGAGCUGGACCCGAGCCCUGGCUCGCCGCCGCCUCUGCCGCAGCCACUCCCGCUUCCGCGCCUGGAGAAGCCGCUGCGCCAGGCCUUCUACAACACGGGGGCUCUGGUGCUGGCGGGGCUGUGCUGCGGAGCGGGCGUGCUCGUCUACUUCAUACUGGAGGCCUUCUUGCGGCCGCUGCUGUGGGCCGUGCUGUGUGGCACUUUUUUGCACCCAUUCAAGAACUCGCUGACGGCGCUGGGCCGCGGCUGGCUGCGCCGUCUGCGCCGCUCGGGCACGCCGGUCCUCUUGGCCGCUUUUCUGCUGCCUCUCUGUUUUGCCAACACUGCCGCCGAAGCGUUGGGCAGACAGGUGCUGCGGCGUCGCCGGCUCCUCCUCCUCCUCGGUGCCGGAGGACCCGCCUUGUACGGGCUGUAUGCCCUCGGCACAUCUCUUGGGAUCCAGGUCGCGCUUACCCAGGCUGCCCUCCUCAUCUGCCAAGGGCUGGACUACUUCAGGAGCCUUUGGAUAUGGACCUUGAUAGCAGGCUAUCUAUUGACUGUGUUGUUCAAGUGGAACCCAAGCACUCAACGUUAUUUGAGAACAAUCUCUGUUCCUGUUUGGAUUAUACUGCUCUUCCACUUGGCUUCUGUGGCAGGCUCUUGGAGGAUUCCAGUGUUUUUGGUUAUUGUUGUCUUAAUGACUGUGGGAAUGUUACAUGAACAACCAAGUGAGAAAGAGUCUUCAGGGACAGAACUUCCUGGUCAGAUGAUUUUCAUUGCUGCAUCUACAAUUGCCAUGGCAAUAUCAGUUACAGGGUAUGAAUCAAGCACUGAAGAACAUCCAUCACAACCCUCAGCAAGCACAGAAAGUGAUGAUCCUUCAUCCACUGUGACUGGCAGACAGAGACCUGAGAUCAGAGCACUUCUUAAAAAGAAGAAAACCAGUGACAUCUACUUUGUUCUACUUGCAUGGGCCAUUGUAAUAGUUCAGAUCUGGUCAAAUCUCUGGAUUAUUCAGCUGCUUCCAGUACCUAUUGCAGUAUGGCUUGUCAAGAAACUUGUAGUUCACUUUGGAGUAGUGAAUUUCUUGGUGAGUCAUUGCAGCAGCUGGUGGUAUGUCCUGGAAGACUUUGUCAGAGAGCGCCAGGAAGCUCUUGCACCACGACCAAUCAUGGGGCUUGGAAGAGUCAUUUUAAAACUAGACAGUAAGCUGUGGCAUUGGCUUAAUAAGAAGAUGAUCGUGUGGUUGGAGAAAAUGCUAGAUAAAAUUAUUAGCAUAUUCAUUAUAUUUCUGCUAGUAAUAGGCACCCUCCUGCUUGCCCUACUCCUUACUGCAAAGGUGCAUCAAGAAAGUGUGCACAUGAUUGAAGUUACAAGCAGCUUGAUUAAUGAAACUGUAGCCAAUCACCCAGAAUGGGCCAACUGGCUUCCUGAAGCUCAAGUUAUUCAGAAGGCUCUGAAUUCAGCUGCCAAUAAUGUAUAUCAGUAUGGUCGAGAAUGGAUAACACAUAAGCUCCAUAAAAUAUUAGGAGAUAAAGUGAACAACACUGCUGUGAUUGAAAAGCAAGUUCUGGAGCUGUGGGACAGAUUAUAUCAUUCUUGGUUUGUAAAAAAUGUAACUCAUCCGGGAAGACACAAAGGACAAAAGCAGCAUUUAAGCCGUCAGAACAGUUGGCCAGGUGACCUGCUUGAUUGGCAAGAUGUUGCCUCAUUUGUUCAUGAGAACAUUGAGACUUUUCUUUCCAUCAUGGAAUCCCUCUGGAUAGUAAUGAGUCACAAUGUGAGCCUCCUGUUCACCACAGUUACAACUUUAGUAACUAUCCUUUUCCACAGUGGUACUGCUCUUCUCAAUUUUGUGCUUUCACUGGUGAUUUUUCUGACCACAUUGUUCUACCUUUUAAGUUCCAGUGAUGAAUACUAUAAGCCAGUAAAGUGGGUGAUCAACUUGACCCCUUUGUCACAGCCAGCCCCUUCUUCAAAUAUAGUUGGCCAGUCAGUGGAGGAGGCCAUAAGAGGUGUAUUUGAUGCAUCCCUCAAAAUGGCUGGUUUCUAUGGGCUAUAUACCUGGCUGACUCAUACCAUCUUUGGAAUUAACAUUGUUUUCAUACCUUCAGCACUAGCUGCAAUACUUGGAGUUGUUCCAUUUCUGGGAACUUAUUGGGCAGCCAUACCUGCAGUUCUAGACCUCUGGCUUGUACAAGGAGAAGGAUGCAAAGCUGUGCUUCUCUUGGUUUGCCAUCUGCUGCCAACAUACUUUGUAGACACUGCAAUCUAUUCAGAUAUAUCUGGAGGCGGCCAUCCGUACCUGACAGGUCUUGCAGUAGCUGGUGGUGCAUAUUACCUAGGCCUGGAAGGAGCCAUUAUAGGACCUAUACUCCUGUGUAUACUUGUGGUUGCCUCCAAUAUCUACAGUGCUAUGCUUGUGAGCCCAACAAAUUCUUCACCCACCCCAUCACAGAUACAUUGGCCAUUGCAAAUAUACCGGCCAUCUAGAGAAAGUCCUGAGGAACGCAAACUGGCCACAGCAUGACACACAUACACACAGUAUUUAAUAAAUGUCUUAAAAUGAACUCGGGCUUCAUCUGUGAACAUGGAGCUCAGGAGAGCAGUGGCCUUUGAACCCAUCUCCAGCUGUGCCUAAUGACAGCUUUCACAGAUGCAGCAUUUGCUUAAGAGCAUACCCACACCUUCAUUGCCAUAGGUCAUUAGAUACAUUGCCUUUGCAAGUUAAAGUGACUUCUGCCUGCUUGCUUAUUUCUCAGACCUAGGAUUUGGGUACUUGGAUUACAAAAGUAUUUCACUCCCUAAAAACCUUGUGUCAGGUUUUGUUUACUUGAAUACAGGUUGUAGCCCUGUUGAAUUUCUGAGUAUUUAUAUUUUUUGUUUUAUAAAUAAUUAGAUUUUAGAUGUCAAAGUUUCACAUAGUUUAUUCUUAGAAUACUUUGUCUCUAGAACAUGCAUAUUUAUAUAGGUGUUAACCCAUUUAACUCUUACCUGCUAAUGUUCAAGUUGUUUUGCACGGCUGCUGAAAGGAAUUCAUAUUGCAACUUUUAUGCUCACCUUUCCGAAUAGAUUACACUGACUAUUAAUAUGCCAGCAAUAUUGAUCUUGUCAAGAUGCUAUAUUAUUAACAGAUACGUAAAGGAUGUGUAGGAUUAUUUCUGUUUGACUUGAGCAGUAUGUUUAUUCAAAAUAUUCAAAAUUGUGUGAGCUAAUCUCAAUUUCACAAAUAGCUAUGCUGAUAUAUUUGAAAGAUCCAUAAGUCAAAAAAGAAUGUACUGAAAAUAAUUUGUGUGGAUUUUUCAUGGUGCUGAAAUAUCAUCAGCGAAAUACAGCAUUGGAAUGAUAUAUCUUGUUCUUACUAUUUUUUGAAGACUUGAGUGCUAUUAACACUAGCUUUUCAAGAGGUAUUCACAAAAUAAAUCAGGAUAGAAAAAGAACUGUCUUCCACAUAUUAUUUGGGCAUAUUACUAAGGAACGUGACUGUCAGAUUUUAAAUGUCUGUAUGCUAAACUGUAUAGCAAGAGAUAUGUUUUGUGCUGUCUAUAAGUUCUUGACAUGAAAUAAUGAUUUGUUGGUAUCAAAGAAAAUGAUAAUUUUAGCAAAUGUUGAGGUGAGGAAUUAAGCACACUGGAGAUAAUUGUCUAGUGAAGGGGUUUAAGGCAAAGCUGCCAGGAAGCACUUUUGAUGGUUAUACUUGUUUUAAACAAAAUAAACCACAAUGUCACCAAAGUCUAAA